UCAAACAACCCAAAUCGUCUAACUGGAAACGAGUCGUGGACCUCAUUAUUACACCAUUGCCCAAUGAAACAGCCUCAAAUAUUGAAGCUGCUGAACUUCGCGAGUGUGACGAAAAGAGGAGCAAUGUACGAUUCUUCACCAGGGCGUCUGCAACAAAGAACGAUUCUUCACCAUGAACCCUCGUGAAGAUUAAAGGAGUUCCCGUGACCCUCCAGUAGUAGUCUUAUCAGUUGCAGAGAGUUGUAACUUCACCCUCGGUAAGGCUACAAAAGAGGCAACUCCUCUUUUCGAUCUUCUACCUCAGAUUUGUGUUCCAAAAGCUUCAUGCGACUUCACGUUUGUGUAGAUCAAGCUUUGGUGCCUUCGGUUCCCCUAUCCUCUCGCUUCUCUCCAUUCCUUUGCAGGACGUUGCAUAGGAAUUUGCCGAUCGAAAUUUAUAGCGGUUUAUAAGUUCUAUUCGCUGCGUGCAAUCACCUGCAACUACUCUGUCUCAGAUCGGUUGCUUUGCCUGAGUUCUGUUCGUGCGAAAAACGUUUCGAAACACAAGGUGAAGAUUGGGGAUCUCUGUUUGUUAGUUUAUCUGGAGUUUGCAUUAUGGAUCCUAUGGCCGAGGAGCAAUUGGAUUAUGGAGAUGAAGAAUAUGGUGGGCAGAAGCUGCAGUAUCAGGGCAGUGGAGCAAUCCCUGCUCUCGCCGAAGAGGAGAUGAUGGGGGAGGAGGAUGAGUACGAUGAUCUCUACAAUGAUGUCAACGUUGGUGAUGGUUUUCUGCAGCUGCACCGCACUGAAAUCCCGGUCUUAGGAGGUGCUGGGAGUGGACCACAAUCUCAGAAACCUGACGUUUCUGGUUCAAGGGUCACUGAACAGGGUGUGUUUGAAAAUGUAACCAUCCCUGGAGUUAGGUUGGAGGGUAAAGAUUCCACAAUGGGAGCGAGUCUUCUGGAGCAGAAGAAAGGAGUGUUUAUGUCUGGCAAAGGAUUGGAAGGGGCCUCUGGUGAUUAUCCAGACAGGCUUUCACAGAAAGAGAGGGUUAUGGAUAUGGGUUCUGAUGUUCAAGUCGGAAGAUCAGGGUUUGGACAAUCAGCAGCCAUGCCAGCUAAAGUUGGUGUUGAUCCUAGUCGGGUUCCAGUAAAAUUUUCUGGCGGAUCUUUGUCAUUGCCAGAUGUAGGUAUUGGUGCUUCACAAAUGCCUGGUGGAUCUUCGUCGUUGCCAGAUGCAGGUAUUGGUGCUCCACAGAUGCCUGCCCACCGGAUUGGAAUGAAUAUUAGUAUGAACCGUCAAGUGAUGAAUGAAAAUCCAAUCCGGCAGCCUGUAGAGAAUGGUAGCACCAUGCUUUUCGUGAGUGAACUGCAUUGGUGGACUACCGAUGCAGAGCUUGAAAGCAUGCUAUCUCAAUUUGGGAGGGUAAAGGAAAUCAAAUUCUUUGAUGAGAGAGCUAGUGGAAAAUCAAAGGGCUACUGUCAAGUGGAAUUCUUUGAUCCAGCUGCUGCAGCUGCUUGUAAAGAAGGGAUGAAUGGCUAUGUUUUCAAUGGUAGAGCUUGUGCGGUGAAUGUUGCAACUUCACAGACUUUGAAGCAGAUAGGAGCUGCUUAUAUGAACAAAAACCAAGUGCAGACUCAGUCGCCGUCACAAGGACGGAGACUUGUAAAUGAUGGGGUAGGGAGAGGUGGUGGAAUGAAUUUUCCAGCUGGAGAAGCAGGCAGGAGCUAUGGGAAGGUUGGAUGGGGUCGAGGGGGUCAAGGAGUACUCAAUAGGGGUCCGGGAGGUGGAGGACCAAUGAGAGGUAGAGGAGCUAUUGGAGCAAAAAACAUGGUUGGAGGCACUGGGGGAGUUGGAACCAGUGCUAGUGGCGGCCCUUAUGGGCAAGGCCAUGCCAGUCCUGCCUUGGGGGCCCCAGCUGGUGGGAUGAUACAUCCUCAGAACAUGAUGGGUACAGGAUUUGAUCCAACGUACAUGGGUCGAGGUGGUGCUUAUGGGGGAUUCUCAGGUCCUGCUUUUCCUGGUAUGAUUCCUUCAUUUCCAGCUGUUAAUACCAUGGCACUUCCUGGAGUGGCUCCGCAUGUCAACCCAGCUUUCUUCGGCCAUGGAAUGGCUGCUAAUGGAAUGGGAAUGAUGGGUACCAGUGGAAUGGAUGUUCAGCAUACGGGAAUGUGGACUGAUACAAACAUGGGAGGAUGGGGAGGGGAUGAUCAUGGAAGAAGGACAAGGGAGCCAAGUUACAGUGGUGAUGAUGGAGCAUCUAAUUAUGGGUAUGGAGAGGCAAGCCAUGAAAGGGGAGGAGGGGGAAGGUCAAAUGCUGCCCCCUGGGAGAAGGAUAGGGGUUCUGAACGUGAUUGGUCUGGGAACUCUGAUAGCAGGCAUCAUGAUGAGAGGGACCAGGAUAGGGAUAGGUCUGAUAAGGACCACCGUUACAAAGAAGAAAAAGAUGGUUACAGGGACCAUCGUCAGAGAGAACGUGACUAUUAUAAUGAGGACAACUGGGAUAGGGGGCAGAAUUCUUCGAGGUCUCGGAGCAAGUCCCGUAUGAUGCAAGAAGAAGAUCACAGGUCUCAAACAAGGGAUGCAUACUAUGGGAAGAGACGGCGCCUACCAUCAGAAUGAUAUAUUUGGACCUUGAUGCAAUGGUAAGGCUGCUCCAUUGUGACCAAGUGGUCAUGGGUUCCAGUCAAGAAACAGCCUCUCCGCGAAGCAGGUUAAGGCUGUGUACAUUAUAACUCUCCCCAGACCCCACAAUGGCGGGACCCUUGUGCACUGGGUACACCCCUUUUUUUUUUAUCGACCUUCUUCAUUGUAGAAACUUUAGAGGUCCCUUUGUUUCAUGUUGUUACUUUUCAUUGAUGGAUACUAAUGUGUUCAUCAUUGCUCGCUCUUGUUUCUGCUGGCCUUACAAACAGGAGUAUGGCUUCUAGAUGAAAAAAGGUAAGUUUUUCCCUUGUGCAGCAUGAGGGAAGAAUUACUUCUCUUUCUUCUUUCGUUAUACUUCCUGUGAAACUUCAUUUGAAGCAACACUUAUACACUUAUUUGCCUAAAAAUGAUUAGUAUAGCUUCUUAGCGGCUUAACUUUAGUUAAGUGGAUUCCUGUUUGGGCUGGGUUUUUGGUAUCCUACUGCCCAGACUCUCUAUUGGUUUCACCGUUGGUUGUACCUGUCCUUUUACCUGAGACAAGUGCUUUCUGAGGCAUGCAUCAUAUAUAUCCGUAAGUUUGGUGUUUUAUAUGAAUGUGUGCAAUAAAUUUCUGUACCAUUGAUUUACAGGUGGACACAACUUUCUUGUCGCUGCUUAAGGAAAUCCUUUUUGGUUUUUAAGAUACAUAGGGUACAAAGAAUUACAUUUUAUAUUUGACCUUUUUAAUGAUUUUUAGUGUGAUAUCUAUCUAAAAAAAAAAUUCUUAUUGUGCUUGUAUAUCAGUUGUUAAAGUUGCUUUAGUCAUUUCCACUUCUCACGUUUCCCUGCUAUAGAGAUUUUAGUGGCAAAUAGUUAAACGUGGAACAGCCAUGUCGCUUCCUUUUCAUGUUAGUUAGCCCUCGUGCAUGAGCUUGUAAUCAGCUAUAACCGAGAUGUUUUUACAUUAUUUUUAUAUCUUUAUGGUUAAAGCCCUAAAACAUGAGGGUUAAUAUCCUGAAGUUGAUUAGGUUCUUUAAUGAGUUUCUUUCUGUAGACUUCCAUUUCUGGAGAACUGGAGAUACAUUAAUAUCCUGAAGUCGAUUAGUUUAUUUUAUGAGUUUCUUUCUGUAGGCUUCCAUUUCUGGAGAACUUGAGAUACAUCUCAAGUGGGUAUGUAAUUAUGAAGUUAUUACAAGUAAUUGAUUAUAUUAUUUGUCUACAUGCUUACUCAAUGUGGUGAAACUGUUUUAGUUUGAUACUUUUAUUUAACGUAGCUUAGAGUAACUUCAGAAAUUCUGGGGUCUUAUAUUAGUUAAGACAUUUGUAUUGAAGCACUAACUGAAGAAUAAAAACAAGAUGGCCUUAGAUUUUUUUUGUUUGAUUCAAUUUAAAUGGUAAAUUUGGUUUUGGUAAAUGUACAAGGUAAAGUUGUCUAUGUGGUCUGAGAUGGUAAAACCCUACCUUGGUUGAUGAACAAGAGCUCUAGGAAUAGAAUGGGAGGGGGGAGUAACAUUGUUCCAAGGAUCUAAAUCUCCUCAAAAGUUGUAUUCUUCACUCUUUUUUUUUUUUUUAGAUUCAAUCUUGAAAAAAGUGCUAGUAAAUUUGGUGAGAAAAGCUUCUGCAAAUAGGUGGUCAUUUGUGAAUUCACUCCGUUGUACUUGUCGGACUCAGUAUACUAAAUAAAGUCCCCUUAAGAAGCCCUUAUGAUGCAGUUACAAGUUGGGUUUAGUCUUAGGUUUAUGUUUUGUUGUUUUUAUUAUUAUUUUAAAUUUAUUAGUUGCUUGUACAGGUGAUAAACUCUAGUAAGAGUUCCACACCUCUUACAAUUCUGUUUUGAAGAGUUUUAGUUUAGGACGAACUCUUUCUUACCUUAUGGUAGGACUUCUCUUUUAUUUUGAAUUGUUUUUUAAAAGUACUCACCAAGAUAGCCAGAUUGGAUUUUUCGAAUGAAGUUUAUCGUGUUGCUACAAGAGCUAUGGGUGCUUGAGUAUAUUCUUCUUCCCUGGUCUCCUCUUGUUACAGGUGUGAUCAGCCCCUAUUUCCACCAUGAUUCUUUCUCCCUUAAAUUUAUGUUUUGCAAAUCUCUUCCUUCAUUUGUAUUUCUUAUUCAUUAUUCCAUCCUUCUUCCCUUUUUUUGAAUUCCAGUUGAAAUAUUUUGAUUUAAUGGGUGCUGCACUCUUUCUACAUUAGUUUGGAAACAAACAUGAAUCAGAAAAAAACUCUCUUGGGAUUUGAAUCUGUUCCUGAGAGUGAUUCCAAAUACCCUGUUGAAUCAUUUUCAUGUAUCUUAACAUGAGGUUCUCUCGUCAUCAUUCCAGGGAGUGAGCAGGAAUUUCUUAUUUUUUUUGUUAGCUUUGCCUAUGUUGGUUACCUAGAAGGCAAUUUUGGACUGGGUAUCUUCACUGGAUUACUGAAAUGGUGGUUAUGGCCUCUGCAAGCAUAGAAAUAACAAAACUUAGUGAUCUAAGCAUUUAAUGUUCGUUCAUGCUUUCAUCAAUCACUGUCAUAUGCUACUGUAAUUCUAUGCAGUGCAUCUUCCAAUAACAUGUCAUAAAGAGUCAGACAUCAUGAAGUUGUAGUGUGUUGAGAGAUAUCUGAGUUAAAUGUUGGACCCAUCAACGAUGUCCAUCAGUUAGCAAAAUGAAAUUGCAGUUUAUGCAGAAGUUGGCCUGUGCAUUAGGUUGAGAACAUGUAAUUGGUCUGGUACUCUGUUUCUAUGCUUUUUGCUUCAUCAGUAGGCUUGUAACAAUCUUGUGAAGCUUAUUUUUGUCAGAUUUAGCUUGUAUUUUCAUCAGAUUCCCCCAAUAUCGUCACGAGAAUUUGGGUUGAUCUUUUGUACAUAACAUGGAACUUUUCCUUUCAUUUGUAAUUUGUCAUAAUAAGGUUCAAAGAAUCCCUGUUGUUGUUGGGGAAAGUUACUUCCUUGUAAGCAUCAAGUUGUUUCAGAUGUAUUCUCUUGGUAAAAUGUAAAGGUUACUUGUGUUUGGGAUGUACAAUAUACACAAGGUUGCUAUCACAUUAAGUAGGGCUGGGAAGAUUUUGAGUUGUCGCUCUCUGAAGGCAGCUUUUGUGGAGUUAUUCAUCUAUUCUUUUUUUUUUUUUUUUUGGUGGCAAGGGAGGGUGUAUGAUGGGACUUCACUGUAUCGCAUUUGUUGGAGAAAGUUCUUUCCAAUAUAUUUUACUCUUCAUGCAAUGUAAAUUAGAAUAUUAGACAAGCUUAGUUCUUUUGGAUCUGAAUAACAGGCCUGCAUCCGAUUUCUAGCUGUUACGAAGCUGCUUCCUUGAUGAAGGUUGUGAAUCAUGUGUGUGUAUCAAUGUAGUUCUACUGAGACAAUACUUGGUUGUUAGGGAAUUGAAUUCCUUUGUAAGUAAUCAUUUCUUUCUAUGUGGACAAGAGGGUGUUGUAUCUGUUGAUCCUGUAGGUCUUAGUACAUUCUGGAAUGUUGGGACUUUGUAUUAGCUACUCAGUGACUGAAGUAGUCCCUUUUUUCAUGCUGUUCUUUAUGAUUUGUAAUUGUAUAGAGACUGAAUCAUGUACAACCAUAAUUGUUUUGGUUUCCAA
Macadamia integrifolia is the source of this 6163-nucleotide messenger RNA. RefSeq names its product cleavage and polyadenylation specificity factor subunit 6-like. Gene Ontology annotation, cellular component: mRNA cleavage and polyadenylation specificity factor complex. Gene Ontology annotation, biological process: mRNA alternative polyadenylation. The transcript is spliced from 3 exons. Gene Ontology annotation, molecular function: mRNA binding. The coding region runs from base 595 to 2598 and encodes 667 amino acids. NCBI's taxonomy places the organism in Eukaryota, Viridiplantae, Streptophyta, Magnoliopsida, Proteales, Proteaceae. The record is from RefSeq and is a predicted model, not a curated record.